Talaromyces proteolyticus is the source of this 1637-nucleotide messenger RNA. RefSeq names its product L-ornithine 5-monooxygenase. The record is from RefSeq and is a predicted model, not a curated record. The transcript has 3 exons. Lineage: Eukaryota; Fungi; Ascomycota; Eurotiomycetes; Eurotiales; Trichocomaceae. Bases 1 to 1425 code for a protein of 474 amino acids. Gene Ontology annotation, biological process: intracellular iron ion homeostasis.
AUGGAACAACUUCACGAUAAACAGCAGCAGGUUGACACCUCUUCUGAAGACAAAUCUAGAUUAUCCCAGAAGAGCCAACAAUAUGAGAUCAUUUGUAUUGGUUUCGGCCCUGCAGCCCUCGCAAUUGCCAUUGCGAUGCACGAUCGAGGUCUCACAAACAAGAACAUCCUUUUUCUUGAGCGCCAAAACGAGUUCGGGUGGCAUACGGGAAUGCUUCUCCCUGGAACGAAGAUGCAGAUCUCGUUCAUGAAAGACUUAGCUACGAUGCGCAAUCCGCAGUCAUAUUUUACCUUCGCGAAUUACCUUCACAAACAUGACCGUCUCGCAAAUUUUAUAAACUUAUCCACACAUACACCAUUUCGAGAGGAGUUCAAUGACUACAUGAAGUGGUGCGCAUCGCACUUUGGUAACCGGGUUUGCUACGGUCAAGAGGUGGUCAAAGUCACCCCUAGCAAGACGAUUUCACCCAAUCAGGCUGUAGAAUCCUUCUGGGUGACUAUACGAGAUGUUGCAUCGGGCAACAUUCAGCAUCUCAAUGCAAAGCACGUUAUCGUGGCCAAUGGUGGCGAGAUGUCAAUUCCUGAAGGGUUGUCGAACUCCCAACUCAGUGAUCGUGUCAUACAUUCAUCGCAGUAUUUGAAAAUUGUGCCCAACAAAUUCAGAGAUGAGAGCUCUCAGUGCCGCUUUGCCGUCGUGGGAGGUGGACAGAGCGCCGUAGAAAUUGCAGAGGACUUGCAAUCAAGAUAUCCCAGAUCACAUGUGACCCUAGUUUUUAGGGAUUCGGCUCUAAGACCGAGCGAUGACAGCCCAUUUGUCAACGAAAUAUUCGAUCCUGCCAGUGUGGAUGAGUUUUACUCUCUCAAACUAGCAGACCGGAAACAAAACCUAAUCAGAAACAAAGCUACCAACUAUAGUGUUGUCAGAAUGCAUUUGAUUGAAGGGAUAUAUGAGAAGCUCUACCGACAAAAACUUCUAAAGCCGGAUCCUCGUGACUGGACACUCACCCUAAUGCCAAACACUGAGGUUACCAGCGCCGUGUAUUCGGAGGCCUCAUCCAAUCAUCCAUUGAAACUUCAAUUAAAAAAUACAGUCACUGGAAUAAACAGCAUUACACAAGAUGGUUUUGACCUGAUAGUUGCAGCGACAGGGUACGUGAGGAACCCAUUCAUGGGGAUACUAGAGGAUUUAGCACCGCUUCUAUUGCCAGGAUCACAAAAGAAGGGCAACCUGGUACAAAGAAAUUAUCGUCUCCUUUUUCAACCUGGAUCUGUUGUUCGUGAUGCAGGUGUGUGGCUACAAGGGUCAUGCGAAGGUAGCCAUGGAAUCAGUGAUAGUCUUCUUUCUAUACUUGCUAUACGUGCAGACGAAAUAUUGGAUUCGCUACUCUCCUGCGAGAAAUCGGUAGAAAAUCGAGCAAGGCUCUAAAGAGUGGCUCUUAUACCUCUUGAGUUAUAGCUUGCUUUGUACCCUGUCCAUACAUAAAGCCACGUUGAUGUGUCCUUUGAGCCAAGAAUUAAUACCAGAAAACCUGAGCUGCCUGCUUGAUUCUAGCCCUAUUAAGCAAAUAGAACUGAUUUUCUUCGUUGUGUGUGAUUUUGAAGUUUUUCUUCGUGUCUACCGUUUUGGGCACAUCAGAG